UAGAAAAUUGUCAUGGAAGAUAGGCAACUGAAUUACAACCGGCCCCUCCUUUCUACGAGGCGGUUCCCGUCGACGCCAACUUUUUCUGGAGGAGCUAGAGAUCAGGGCAUAACAGGCAAUCCUCUCGCCAAACUCCCUCCUCUUCCUCCUGCAUACAGAUCAGAGCUAAAGUCAGGUCCGAUAAGUAGUCCAGGAACAGUGCCAUUUACAUGGGAAUGGAGCCCCGGGACGCCCAAACAUGAGCGCACCAUGCAGAUCCAAACUCUUAGACCACCUCCUGCCAGCCCCAAGCUUUCUUCAGGCAGAACUAUGAAUGUUAAAGAGCAGUCCUUGGACAAAGUCUCCAACAGUAACUGCAAUGUUCGAUCCCGAAGAGUAAAUGUCCUACCAAAUGACGCAUCUAAAGGGGGAGAAGCAGCAGCAGCAUGCGAGGGCUCCAAGAAGGGUGUUUUAGAGGAAGGGGAUGAGGUAUAUGUCGAUGCACCGGACACUCUUUCUAGGACUGAGUCAUUCUUUUUGAACUGCAGUCUCAGUGGUAUAAGCGGGUUGGAUGGUCUAGACAAUGGAGUAUCUGGGAAAUUCUAUACGAAUCCAGAAAUGCAGGAUUUCAUGAUGGAUCGUUUCUUGCCUGCAGCACAAGCAAUGGCAUCGGAAACGCCUCCACGUCCUACUAGGAAACAACCUCUGAAAAGAGAGCAACCAAAGUUUGUCAAGCGGGCUAUAAAUGUGGUUAAGCAGCAGCGAGAACAGCAUUAUAGGCCAACUGCUAUAUCCCACUGUGCCCCUGAAUUAAUUGGUCUGGAUAGCCGAGGUGAUGACGACGAUGACAACAGUGAUGGUGAAUCUGACGAGCCCGAAAAGUCAUCUUUCAAAGCCCGUGGGUUGCUUUAUCGCUUUUGCCUGAAGUCAUUUUGUCUCUUAAACCCAGUGCCAAGGGUCAAGACACGGGCUGCUGGACAUGUUUCAUUAGCCCGUAGGGUGCAAGCCAAGUCUUCACGUAAUGCUUCUAGCAAUGAAAGAAGCAGUGAGCACGCUUGUGAUUUAGUAAGCCAGCAAAGGUACGUCAAUCAAGUGCCUGGGACUCAAGAUGAGAAGCUUGUGCUGAAUAGCAAAUCAAGCCCAAUCAACAAAAUCACUUGCAUACGAGAAUCUCCAAGAGCAGAUCGGUCAUUCGAGAGCAGGAAUUUUCAAGGAGUCAGCAGUGUACACUUCAAGACUGAAUCAUCUCAUCCAAUUCUUCGAGAAGAGAGAAAUUUUUUUGGGAAUACUAGGUCAACUGAGAACUCGAGGGUGGAUGGCUUCAUUCCUCCAGGAAAAUUUCUCCCCAGCUUUCGAGAAUUUCUGAGUAGUGAGGAAAAUGCAGGGAAUGCAGGCUUCACAGCUCCCUCAGUUGAGAAGACUUUGUAUGUUGACCGUGUGCAUGUUAUAAGAUCUCGUAAUUCAGAUACAAGUUCCUCUGAUAAGACAGGAAUACCUGACUUCAGACGAGAUGAUUUUGCAGCUGGUGAAAUGAACUAUAAGUUCCAAGAAGCUUGCUCUGUUGACUUUUCAGCUGAGGAAGACAAGUAUUCGAGUGCUUUAGAUGAAACGGAGACAGAGAAUGACAGAUCAGAGUCCACCGACUGCAUAUUACCCUUUCCUCACCAUAGAUUCAAUGAGGAUACACAAAUUGAUGUCAACAGGUCCAGGCAGAGCAAUGAUGUGAAAAUAACCUAUGAAGUCUGUGGUGAUGGGAAGAAUGAUCUAGGAUGCCACUUUUCUUUGAGAUCUGGUGACAUUAAAAAUUCUUGUGACAAUGGUUCAGAUCUCCCCAUUCCCCCACCAUUGCCACAGUGCCCGUCAGAGUCUUGGCUAAACCGUACCUUGCCGUUUACACUCUCUAGAAACUCGCCUACACGAUUUUCCCCAGGUUUGCUUGAUUCUGACGGGUCAAAAACUUCCAACUUCUGUAAUAUUAGUUCCAAGUGGGAAACAACGGUCAAAAAGUCUGAUCAAAUGAGGGGCAUUUAACUUCUCAGAAAGCAUACGGUGGGCACUUCAGUAAAUGUUUAUAGUCGUGCUUUAUCGUGUGCAUUUUCUUGUGUAUGUACUAUUCCUUCUUUCAUCAGGAAUUACUGGAGCUUUUGCCACAAGGUAAACGUUGACCUCAUCUAAAUUCCAUGCAUGCAUUGUUCAGUGUGGCCUCACUCGUUGAAGACCCAAUCCUGCCUAUGUCCUGCUCUGACCUAUUGCACAAGUGAAGUGAGAAGAGUUUCAGGCCAAUCCUCAAAAUUUCUCUUUCGGUGUUGUGUUCAUCUUGCAGACCUCCUUCCUGCAAAACCAUCCACAGAGCUCGCUGUCCACCUUGGUGUAUAUAAAGCCCUGAUGUCUCCACAACCUUGUGCAAUUGAGCGCUAGUUGCCUGGAGAGAAUCACAUUCUUAGAAUUUACAGGGUAACUUAUGCAAGUAGGGCUUUGGCCUGUGGGAAGGGAACCCAUUGUUCCUAAACAGAAGUGUAUUUGCCUGGAAUGCUCGUGCGAUCGUUUGUUAGCACUAAACUAUCGCAAUCGUGAGAAAUUAUUGUCUACAGUCUUUCUUCUAAGGCAAAGCCAAAUAAAUUAUGUAUCAAGAAAUA
This is a messenger RNA of Eucalyptus grandis, 2615 nucleotides long. RefSeq lists its product as uncharacterized. The transcript is spliced from 3 exons. NCBI's taxonomy places the organism in Eukaryota, Viridiplantae, Streptophyta, Magnoliopsida, Myrtales, Myrtaceae. Bases 13 to 2010 code for a protein of 665 amino acids. The record is from RefSeq and is a predicted model, not a curated record.